UGUCUAUCGCCGUGAGAGAGAGAGAGAGAGAGAGAGAGAGAGAGUGUGUGUGUUGGUAAUAAUGAAGGGUAGUGGGAUUUGGAUAUUCCGGUAUCUGGUUUGUGGUUUGUCGGUUUUAUCGACGGUUGGAGUAGUAGUAGUUCAAGGUGAGGGAGAGAAUGCCGGCGAAGAUUUGCAGCAACAAGAAGCAGAUAGAGUGGAGGGUUUACCCGGACAAUCGCCGGUGAAUUUCCGUCAUUUCGCCGGAUAUGUCAAUGUCCGACCACAAGAUGAGAAAGCUUUGUUCUAUUGGUUCUUCGAAGCUGAAGAAGGAGUUGCAGAAAAGCCUCUAGUGCUCUGGCUCAAUGGAGGACCGGGUUGUUCAUCUGUUGCUUAUGGUGCUGCUCAGGAGUUGGGACCAUUCUUGAUACGAAAAAAUCAAUCUGACCUUGUACUCAAUAAGUUUUCCUGGAACAAAGUUGCAAAUCUUCUGUCUGUAAAGGCUCCAGUAGGUGUUGGUUUCUCAUACACAAACAAAACUGAAGAUUUAGAGGCAUUAGGAGAUGGAGUUACAGUUAAGGAUUCAUAUGCCUUCCUACUGGGAUGGUUCAAGAGAUUCCCAAGUUUCAAAUCCCAUGAAUUCUACAUAGCUGGAGAAAGCUAUGCUGGCCAUUAUGUUCCCCAACUUGCAGAACUCAUUUAUGAAAGUAACAAGAAAGCAAGCAAAGACUCAGUAAUUAACCUAAAGGGUUUCAUGAUAGGGAAUGCUGUAAUUAAUGAUGAAACAGAUCAAAUAGGCUUCAUCGAAUUUGCUUGGAGUCAUGCAAUUAUUUCAGAUCAGCUAUAUCAUAACAUACUCAAGGAAUGUGACUUCAAGAGUAAUAAAGGAAGUAGCCUUUGCAAUACAUACAUCAGGAGCUUCUUUCAAGCUUACUCAGAUAUUGACAUUUACAGCCUCUACACACCAGUUUGCCUCUGGUCCGGCGAAAUCACCCGAAAGUUGGUGGCUGGUGCUCGAUUAUUCAGUAAAAAUAAUUCUACUGUGGCAAAGCUCAACCUAAGGGGUGGCAAAGGUGAUGGUUACUUUACUGGUCUUGAUGUUCAAUCCUCGGAUUAUGAUGAUAUCAGUAUUGAGGAUCCAGAGGCGUUACCUCAUGGUCAGCUUAAGACAAAAACUAUGAACUAUGUCUAUCACCCAAUAGUUGAACAUGAAGUGACUAUUAUGGCAAAUGCUUCUGCCUGUAUUUCUGAUCUUUUAAAAUGUAAUAUUUCAUCUUUCGCACUCUGA
This is a messenger RNA of Telopea speciosissima, 1267 nucleotides long. RefSeq names its product serine carboxypeptidase-like 35. Gene Ontology annotation, molecular function: serine-type carboxypeptidase activity. The record is from RefSeq and is a predicted model, not a curated record. Bases 62 to 1267 code for a protein of 401 amino acids. Gene Ontology annotation, cellular component: vacuole. Lineage: Eukaryota; Viridiplantae; Streptophyta; Magnoliopsida; Proteales; Proteaceae. Gene Ontology annotation, biological process: proteolysis. The transcript is spliced from 7 exons.